Molecule: messenger RNA, 3315 nt
Organism: Macrosiphum euphorbiae (potato aphid)
Lineage: Eukaryota; Metazoa; Arthropoda; Insecta; Hemiptera; Aphididae
Source: the annotation of a GenBank genome assembly
AUGGAGUUGGCGGGGAGUGGAGGUGGAAUGACGGGGUUAAAGAAACUGAGGGAUGAAAAAAAAAAUGAUCAUUUCAGAUCACUACAAUAUUUCAACGUGCCCACCGGAGUUCCUUGUGGAAACCUGAAACAGGACUUUCGAGUGCAGCCCAAGGACGUGAAUCCGGCGUCUGGUGACACAGCCAUCAUGGAAUGCGACCCGCCCAAAGGACAUCCUGAACCAUCGGUGGCAUGGCACAAAAACGGUCAAGCCAUGCCGGCAGACAGCAAAAAAAGAUGGUACAUUGAAGACAAUGGAAACUUGAUCAUUCGUGACGUGAACUCCGAGGACGACGGUUCUUAUACAUGUGUGGCUAGCAAUUUGGCUGGAGUCCGGAAAUCCAAACCGAUUUUGUUGGCGACUCAGAUACGUCCAUACAUGAUACAAGCCCCGAAGGACACUAUAGCCAUGGCUGGUUCCAGUGUACAGUUGCAGUGUAAAAUCGGCGGGACUCCCCAACCGGAAGUGUUCUGGAAAAGAAUAUCGAACACUGGGGUCGCGCAACACAUAAGGACAAGCCAUUAUAGGAAUGAGAAGCUUUCCGGGGACAGGGACACGUUCGAGCACGUUUACAUAACGCAAGACGGCAGUUUGAGAUUAGACAACGUGAGUCCGGAAGACGAGGGGAAGUACGUGUGUCACGCAGAAAAUCACCAGGGCAAAGUAAACGCCGCGUCUUCCCUCACUGUGCACUCUGUCCCGUUAAUCGCCCAAAGACCUGCAGAUACACACGUAUCAGCUGGCAGCAAUGCGGUAUUUGAGUGCGGUGUCCGGGGUAAUCCCAUACCGACGAUUUUCUGGUCCUUGCAAGACAACGACACCGUGCUAUUCCCCGAGGAGAGCUGGAACGAAUUUCACGCCGAAGACACUAAAGAUUCUGUGUCCACGCUGGUCGUACACAACGUCAGGAAAGAACAACACGACCAGUUGGUCGUCAUGUGUUCGGCCAUCAACGAGGCGGGCUCGGACGAGUGGCGAGCCACGUUGACGGUGGCGGGGGCCGCGUAUGACGAUUCCUUACCGCCGAUCAUUGAAUACGGACCAGCCAACCAGACGCUGCCUUACAGUUCGAUUGGUAAUCUCGUAUGCAAAGCGAUCGGAAACCCUCAGCCCGUGAUCACGUGGUACAAGGACGAUUCGCCGCUGUCGACGGAAAUCGCCAGGAUCAACAUCACUGAGUCCGGCACACUCCAAAUAAUGAAUUUGCAAAAGAGCGACAACGGCGUUUACACAUGCGUGGCGUCUUCUGUCAACGGCAAAGCCACGUGGAGUGCCGAACUAAAGAUGGAAUCGCCGAAAAACCCCAACGUGGGUUUUUUCAGGUCGCCGGAUACGUCGACGUUCCCCAGUGCUCCUAGCACGCCUAUUGUCAUCAACCACACUGACACGGCAGUCACCCUGUCAUGGGGUCGUAGCAGCAAGGUCGGAUCGUCACCGCUUCUUGGCUAUCAGGUGGAAAUGUUCUCUUGCGUCGAGAAUCUCGGAUGGGCGACGUUAGUUCGGAGACUUCACUCGACUCACUACACGCAGUCGUUCUUAAAACCUGGCCAGUCCUAUUUGUUUGUUGUGCGCGCCGAAAACUCACAUGGCCUCUCCGCACCUAGCCACCUGUCCAACCGCAUCUCGUUGCCCACAGAGUACCGACAGAGCAUAUCGUUUUCCCACGAUAUGUCCAUCGCCAAGUCUACUCUGUUCGGAGGCCAUAUCGUAGACCUCAUCGAUAUAAAGACUGUCAGCUCGACUUCAAUAAAACUUUUCUGGGAGAUUCUCAACGGAGAGUUUUUGGAAGGUUUUUAUCUGUACUACCGCAGUAAGAACACGACCGGCCAAAAUGCCACGUUCAUGAAACUCUUAUCGAACGCCACUGAACUGUCUGGAGCGUACGUGAUCAACUCGCUACAGCCGUCGGUCACAUAUCUAUUUUUCUUGGUGCCUUUCUACAGACACAUCAAAGGUCGACCUUCGAAUUCAAGGACCGCAAAAACACACGAGGACUGCCCGUCUCGAGCACCUCAACAUAUCGAACCGACUGCGUACAACUCCAGUGCGGUGUACCUGAAGUGGGAUCCGCCGCCAGACAACUCGCACAACGGCGUCAUCACCAGUUACCAGGUAGUCAUACAAGGUGGUGCCAGUUGGGACGUGCUGAGCAACGUGACGGUCAGUGCCAGUACACCCACUCUGCUCCUGACCAACCUCACGUCGGGUGUACGGUAUAAGGUCAUGAUCGCGGCAGCGACGAAAAUCGGUUUCGGCCCUUACACGGAUUCGAUCAUAUUGCCGACGGAUUCUAUGAACCAAAUAAAUCAAUUUAACGACGCGGUCAUUGAUCACGAAGAAAUCAAAGAAUUCGUUGCUGAACCAUGGUUCAUCCUGUUGUUGGCCGGAGUCAUUACGUUAAUGGUCAUACUACUGGCCGCUGUACUCUUCGUCAGAUACCGUCAGUUGGGUGCUAAAAAAUCGCACUUAGGAGAUUCAUUAAACCCUGCCAACAAACUGUCCUAUUCGUCUGGUUUCAAAACUACUUUGGACGUGUCACACCGAGGACAGGUAGCGUCGUUUUUGCAAUCCGAACACAGCGUGUCGAACAGUCAACGGUGUCUAUUCAUCGACGCGAACUCGUGUCACAAACCCAAUUGGAUGCAUCAUGAUAUUGAUAGUAACGAAAAAGAUUCUAGCCAACAGCUCUUACCAGAAAUCGCCGACUAUGCAGAAGUGAAUCCGAACACAAUGAGUACAUUUUUAAAGGAUCGUGAACUGUCGUCUCCGGCCCCUUACGCGACGACUACGUUGGUGUCGAACUCGAGUUCUAGAAAUAUGAGACGUAACUCCGAUGAUACAGCUUACGCUUCGGCCAAUAUUUAUAACCGUAAUCAGAACAUAUAUUCUGAAAGUGGGUAUAGCUGUUGUUCGAGUAAUAAUGACUGCCAGGGCUGCGCAGACGAUUGUGGGAGCAUGCAAGGCGUUCCUGUGUCAGUCGUUCUGAGCGGUUGUGGCCGGAAAACGUUCAGCGAAGUGUCUCACCACAGCAACAAAAGCGGUUCGAGGUUCAAUAAUUACCCGCCAUAUUCGUCUAGGCAGCGAGCCCUGAUGCGCACCACUUGUUCAUCCAACGGCUAUCACUACGUGGACCCUACGAUCAUCGGGCCGAUGACCAACAGCUACACCAACGGCUACGGUCGUGACUGUGCUCCGCCAGACGUGGUCGGUCAGCAGCAAAGGUCGCCGUGCUACACCGAGGCGGGCGCAGUCAGUAGCUCUCAAAACAUCUCGUGA